AUGGAAACAUCGGAGCCGUCGACAUCCACGACAAGCACUUCCAAUAGCUCUGCCAAUUGUUCGCCAACUUCAGCGAGUAGUAGUGGUGGCAGUGGUGACACUCCCGGCCAGUCGGUCGACGAGUUCCUCAACACCGGUCGCACCGGAAGACGGAAUGCGAUGCCAGACAUUCUCGAGGAGAAGUCAUCCCAAUUAAGUACAUCUGAUUUGCCCAAUGAGUUGCAGAAACUCAACUUCAAUGGUAUUUAG
This is a messenger RNA of Oppiella nova, 249 nucleotides long. NCBI's taxonomy places the organism in Eukaryota, Metazoa, Arthropoda, Arachnida, Sarcoptiformes, Oppiidae. The record is from the annotation of a GenBank genome assembly.